AUGACGAAAGUUCGUAUAAAUUUUAAUAAUAGUAUUAUAUUAGUAGUUUUUAUCUUGGUGGUGUUAGUAUGUACUAGUAGUGGUUUUUCAAAUAUUGACAAAAGCAACAAUUUAAUGAAACGACAAAAUAAUUCAAAAUCACCUAAUACACCGGCUACUGCUCCCAAAAAUACUCCAAAUACUCCAAACACCCCGGCUCAAAAUACACCAAAUUCUCCCAAAAACGUUCCAGCUCAAAAUACACCAAAUUCUCCCCAAAAUGCCCCAGCCCAAAGGACACCCGUACAAAAUACGCCCGUACAAAAUACGCCUGUCCAAAAUACACCCGUGCAAAAUCAACCCGUGCGUAGUAUACCCGCUCAAAAUACGCCUCAAGAUACACCUGUUCAAAACAAUCCUCCUACUCAAAACAAUCCUCCUGCUCAAAACACGCCAACACAAGAUUCACCAGUUUUGAAUACACCAACACAAGAUUCACCAGCCUUGAAUACACCAACGCAAGGUGCACCAGUUCAAAAUAUACCAACGCAAGGUGCACCGGUUCAAAAUAUACCAACACGAGGAGCAUCGGUUCAAAAUACACCAACACAAGAUGCGCCAGUUCCAAAUACUCCAACACAAGAUACGCCGGCUCCAAAUACACCAACACAAGAUGUGCCGGUUCAAAAUAUACCAACACAAGGUACACCGGUUCCAAAUGCGUCAACACCAGGUGCACCGGCUUCAAAUACACCAACACAAGGUGUGCCGGUUCAAACUAUACCAACACAAGGUACACCGGUUCAAAAUACACCAACACAAGGUACACCGGUUCAAAAUACACCAACACAAGGUGCACCGGCUCCAAAUGCGCCAACGCAAGGUGCACCAGCCUCAAAUGUACCAACACAAGGUGUGCCGGUUCCAAAUACACCAUCACAAGGCGCGCCUGUUCAGAAUACACGAGGUACGUCUGUUCAAAAUACACUAGGUACGCCUGUUCAAAAUGCACCAACACGAGGUGUGUCGGUUCAAAAUACACCAACACGAGGUGUGUCGGUUCAAAAUACACCAACACGAGGUGUGUCGGUUCAAAAUACACUAACACGAGGUGUGUCUGUUCAAGGUACGCCUGCGGAAAACACACCAGUUCAAAAUACACCUAAUGAUACUCCAACACGGCCGCCAGUUUCAAGGACCGCUACAGCAGCAAAUACACCUGCACCUCGAACGACAAUAACUCAAGAUGUUUGUAAAGGUCUAUCUAAUUGUACACCUGAUCCACCAGGCAAAACUGACGCUACAGGAAAAAUGUUCAUUACAACUGCCCCACCAAAUACUGCGAUUUUUACUCAAACGCCUCAAAACCUGAAUCAGAAUCAAAAAACAACAAAAUUCACCCUAAAAACAUUUACAACAACAAUUACUACAGUAUUUCCAGGUUAUACGACUGUCGUCGCCACCACACAAACUGAUGGUAGUGUGGCUUCAUAUACUACUUAUGUCCCACCAAGUACCGUUGUUUUAUUACAAGUAGUUACAGGUGCCGUAGCGGAUGAUUCAAAUGAUGCUUUCGGAAUAAGUGGAUCGAAUAAAAUAGGGAAUAAUAAUAAUGGUUUAUUUGGUGCUGCUUUAAGUUUAAUAGUCGUGGGAACAACCAUGCUUUAUAUGAUUUUCGUGUAA
Molecule: messenger RNA, 1662 nt
Organism: Cetraspora pellucida
Lineage: Eukaryota; Fungi; Glomeromycota; Glomeromycetes; Diversisporales; Gigasporaceae
Source: the annotation of a GenBank genome assembly